Molecule: messenger RNA, 768 nt
Organism: Vespa crabro (European hornet)
Lineage: Eukaryota; Metazoa; Arthropoda; Insecta; Hymenoptera; Vespidae
Gene: gdl
Product: gonadal protein gdl
Exons: 2
Coding region: 148-672 (174 amino acids)
Source: RefSeq, a predicted model, not a curated record
AUAUUAAAAAAUUAAAUGAAAAUAACUGCCAUCUCUGACUGUACUAACAAUGAAUUGAUAUGGAUAUUAUUUAAGUAUACAUUGUCGAUAAAUGUAAUUUCUGCUACUGUCUGAGAAAACAUUGAAUAAGUUAAGAAUAGAAGUGUAAUGGAUAUUACUAAUCCAACUCCACAAGAUCUGCAAAGAAAAUUAUAUUUUUUGGUUGAACAACUUCAGCAUAUGGCCGGAGAACUUCCACCGAAAUAUCAAAUGAGACUUCCUUAUGAACUAUUGUCUGCUUUGGCAAAUUCCCUAUUAAAUGAUACCAUUUUCGAAAUUGUCAAAGGUUUAAUGGAAAUACAGCAUGUUACGGAAAAACAUCUUUUUCAACAAAGACUGCAACUGCUAAACCAACAGAAAAUUGAAGCUCAAGAAACAUUGUCAAACGUAAUAACGGAUGAGGAAAGAAUUGAAAUAAAAACUGCUCUAUAUAAAAAACACAAAGAAGAAUUAAAACAAACUGAUAUGAAACUAGUAUUACAAUUGGAUCAAAAAGUAUCAGAUCAACAAAGUAUAUUAGAAAAAGCUGGUGUACCUGGGUUUUAUGUAACUAAUAAUCCUAUUGAAAUUCAAGUACAAAUGAGGUUAUGUGAUUUUAUAAUAAGGUUAAGUAAAAUGGAAGUACCUAGUUAAUUUCAAAUGUUAAAUAUUAUUAUUUACUUAAAUAUAUUGAACUUAAAUCAUUAACAUAUUUUAUAUGAAAUUGUAUAAAACAAUAAAAUCAUUUUG